UAGAAAUUCGAGAAUGGAAAAAAAAUAAUUCUAGAAGCCUCUAAUAUCUCUCUCUUUAUUAUUUAAUCCUCUGCGAAGAUUCUCUGUCUUCACCACACCUUCUCUUCUUCCUCCUCCAAAAUUUGAAACCCUUCUUUCUCGAUCUAUCUCCCAAGAUUUCACGUUUGUACUCGAGGAAUUAAUGGCUUCAAAGCGUAUUCUUAAAGAGCUCAAGGAUUUACAGAAGGAUCCUCCUACGUCUUGCAGUGCUGGUCCUGUGGCUGAAGACAUGUUUCAUUGGCAAGCAACUAUCAUGGGCCCUGCUGAUUCUCCAUAUUCAGGAGGUGUAUUCUUAGUUUCUAUUCAUUUCCCUCCAGACUAUCCUUUCAAGCCCCCAAAGGUUGCUUUUAGGACAAAGGUGUUCCACCCAAACAUUAACAGCAACGGAAGCAUAUGUCUGGACAUCCUUAAGGAACAGUGGAGCCCUGCGCUAACUGUUUCUAAGGUGCUGUUGUCCAUAUGCUCUCUGUUAACUGAUCCCAACCCUGACGAUCCUCUCGUUCCUGAAAUUGCUCACAUGUACAAGACUGAUAGAACCAAGUAUGAAGCAACAGCACGUAGCUGGACUCAAAAGUAUGCUAUGGGAUAGUGGACUACAGCCUCACCCAACUCAGCCUGCGAAGAUAGAAGUUCCCUUUGAAAGUUGUUUUCCAUGAAGUGAAAGAAAUGAAGGCCUCUGUAUUCGUAAGACUUAAUUUUUUUUGCAAGGAACCUGACUUUUAUUGUGAAUAUUGAUUUGAAGAAAUUAUAUAAUGGAAGAUCUGUAACUUAUAUUA
This is a messenger RNA of Cucumis melo (muskmelon), 815 nucleotides long. RefSeq names its product ubiquitin-conjugating enzyme E2 28. Gene Ontology annotation, cellular component: nucleus. Lineage: Eukaryota; Viridiplantae; Streptophyta; Magnoliopsida; Cucurbitales; Cucurbitaceae. Gene Ontology annotation, molecular function: ubiquitin conjugating enzyme activity. The record is from RefSeq and is a predicted model, not a curated record. The coding region runs from base 182 to 628 and encodes 148 amino acids. Gene Ontology annotation, biological process: protein polyubiquitination. The transcript has 5 exons.